CAGUUCGCUUUCAGUUUGUCAACGCGUCGCAUGCUUGCUCCUCAGUUCCAAAAACAGCAAAGCAUCAAGCGUUUCGUGUGUUUUCGAAUUUGUUACUGAAUACUACGAAAAUUUGCAUAUGAAAUCAGUGUAAAGUGGCUGUGUGAAAGCAUAAACGAAGUAAAUCGAAAGGAGAAACAACAGCAGAAAGCAAAACUAAGCAAUAGCAGUGGAAUCAAGUUGCAUCGUUCGCCCUCUCGUCUAAGCAGAUAAACAACAAGUUGUUAACCCCUUUUGGCCAUGUCGCCCACUGCCAACUGUGUCCUAUUGCUGGGGUUGUUCGUCCUGGCCAUUAAUUUGAAUGCAGCUUCUGCCGUGCUACGUUGUUGGCGCUGCUCGACGGACGUGUCGAACGGCGAGUUCUGCAACGAUCCCUUCCAGCCAGACACGAUCUCGGAGCAGCAGCGGUAUUGGAGCUAUGUGAACUGCACUUAUUCGGUGGGUGCCAAGUCGAUGAAUACGCGACCCGUGUGCAAGAAACUCGUGCAGGAAGUCUAUGGCAAGCGGGUGAUUGCACGUUCCUGCUUCUACGAGGACAUGGAUGAUCCGGCCGACAAGUGUGCCAUGGACACAACCUCAUCCUACACGAAGACCGUUUAUUGCCGCACGUGCACCACGGAUGGCUGCAACUCGUCUGGCGGUUUAACGGCAAUGCUGGGAUUGUUGUUUCUUCCUCUGCUUGCCGCACUGAGGCAGCUCUUAUGCAAAUGAACAGCUGAGCGGGGAUGGAGGAGACUGCACUUAAUUGCAUGAAUGCAAAAUGAACUUCAAGUCCUUCGAGCUAAAAUCAAAACAAAACAAAA
This is a messenger RNA of Drosophila sulfurigaster albostrigata, 842 nucleotides long. RefSeq lists its product as uncharacterized. Lineage: Eukaryota; Metazoa; Arthropoda; Insecta; Diptera; Drosophilidae. The record is from RefSeq and is a predicted model, not a curated record. The transcript is spliced from 3 exons. Bases 280 to 750 code for a protein of 156 amino acids. Gene Ontology annotation, biological process: sleep; positive regulation of voltage-gated potassium channel activity; regulation of synaptic transmission, cholinergic.